This is a messenger RNA of Petromyzon marinus (sea lamprey), 4797 nucleotides long. Its product is annotated as mucin-5B-like. The record is from RefSeq and is a predicted model, not a curated record. Lineage: Eukaryota; Metazoa; Chordata; Hyperoartia; Petromyzontiformes; Petromyzontidae. Gene Ontology annotation, molecular function: protein binding.
CAACAACGCCACCACCUCCAACAUCAACACCACCACCUCCAACAUCAACAACGCCACCACCAACAUCAACAACGCCACCACCUCCAACAUCAACAACGCCACCACCAACAACGCCACCAAGUGAAAAAUGUCCAAACAUGACUGUAGAUAUUGACAACAGCACCUGUUCAAGCUGUCUCGAAGGACUUUUCUGCUACAAGGGAGCCUGCGUGCCUUUGUACGACUGUCCGUGUGUAGUAAAUGGUGCUGCAUAUGAGCACGGAAGUAUUUGGAACGAGUUAUGCAAAACAUGCAUGUGCAUAGAUGGAAACGUUGAAUGCAUAAUGCAAACAUGUCUCGUUACAAGUCAGGAAGGAUGCUCGGUUGGUGAAUAUUACGUAUUGGAAGCGGACAGUUGCUGUGGAAUUUGUAGACCUUGCUGCAAUAACUCACAGUUUAACUGCCACUCGAGCGGAUGUCAAUGCAUCCCAAAUUCCUGGGUGUGCGACGGCACCGAUGACUGCACAGGAGGAGAAGACGAGGACAACUGUGUCACUUCGACCUUGGUCUACUCAACUAGUUCACCACCAGUAACCACCACGGGAGAAAUCACAACCGUUAUAAUCACAACACCUCAGCCCACAACCUACACAACCGAACACACUUUCAGUACAAGUCAACCACCGGUUGGAACGACGACAAGGUGGUCCACAACCACUUCACCGCCAGAGGGCUGCGUUUACAUGGGCGUUUUCUAUCCAGUUAAUGGUUCCUGGCCAAGUGGUGUCAAUGGAUGCGGACAAUGCUACUGUCGUUCACAGGACACAGUCAAGUGUGACUAUUCAAACUGCGAGCAGACGUGCAUUGCUGCAAGUGACCAGCUGAAAACGUUCGAUGAUCAGCAGUACCAAAUCGACUACUGUUCUCAUGUAUUAUCAAAGGAUUGUGCAAAUGGCACCUUUGAAAUAGUAUACGUGCUCAAGUGCAGUGGCGAUGGAAAUAACUGCAGUCCAGCGGUUCACAUUGCAACAAGUGAUACUGUCCUCGUGUUGGAGUCAAUCAAUUAUGUAAUUGUUAAUGAUGUCAGCUAUACAGCGGCACAAAUUCAAAUUAUUGGCCUGCACAUAAAUGCCCUAAAUAUUUCUUAUGUCACUGACAGUCAGAUACUCGUGUCAUCCAGUCUUGGUUUCAAAGUAAUAUGGAAGAAUGGAUAUGAAACGCAAGUUGUGGUCGACGAAAGUCUGAAGGGACGUGUCUGUGGGCUUUGUGGAAAUGCCAAUGGCAACAAGAUGGACGACUUUGUCUUCAGAAACGGCACUGCAGCGGCAAACAUAAGUGACUUUAUAAAGAGCUGGGAGGUUGGUACAAAUCUGUGCAGCAAACCUAAUACAACGUGCUUGGAAUCCAAGGAGGCAAUUGAAAUUUGCAAAGCCAUCUUUUCACCAGUAUUCUUAGAAUGUCAGGGUUGGGUGGAUGCAAACUUGUAUUAUAACCUUUGCCUCACGGACGUCUGCAAAUGCAUUGACGCAAACGCAUCCAUCUCUGCUGCCAGCCAAUGCAAAUGCCCAUCAUUUGCCUCCUACACCCAGCAAUGUAUGAACAAGGGCAAGUGCAUAAAUUGGCGUGUCCCUGUCAACUGUCCAGUCAACUGCAAUAACAACAUGGUGUACAAGGAGUGUGCCUCCGGUUGUCCAAAGACAUGCAGUAACAUCAACGGCCAGCCACAAAACAAUUGUGCUAUACCACUCACAUCUGGUUGCAUGUGUCCCGACGACAAAGUGUGGAACGGUAAUACUUGUGUCGGAAUUGACUCUUGCAAUCCGUGCGUAUGUACCGGCUAUGGCGAUCCUCACUACAUAACAUUCGAUGGAAAAUAUUAUCCAUUCAUGGGGAAUUGUUCAUAUGUGCUUGUGAAUGACACCCUAUCUAAUGACCUCCUUAUAUACGCCACAAAUGAGUACUGCACUGCGUCUACGACAAUGACAUGUACUAAAUCGGUGACAGCGCUCUACAAAGGAAACAACGUUACUUUGCUACUUAACAAGUACAUAAACGCCAACGGCGCUUUACUAAAGCUCCCUCCUUCAAGGGUAAUAGGUAGCGUCAUCUUUGUAGAGCUUGUUGGUCUGAUUGAAGUAUUAACCAUCCCCGAGAUUGGUCUGAAGCUAACAUUCACGCCGAGUAAUAUGGCCUUCCGAAUUGAACUACCCCCAUCAAUUUGGUGGAAUAGAACUGAAGGGUUGUGUGGCAGCUGUGAUGGCAAUCCAAAAGAUGACUUCAUUACCAACAAUGGCAGUCUAGUGAAGGACAGUGACGAGUUUGGAUACAGCUGGGCAAUUUCACCGGACAACAAGACAACUUGCUACCCACAACCACCUCAUCAACCUUGUAACACUACUGACUGCUGUGUCAAUGGAGCUCCAGUCAACAUAUGCAAUGUCAUUUACACCACAGCUUUCAAGGCCUGCCAUCCAUUAGUGAAUCCAGAUGUGUACUACAACUCCUGCAGAUUUGAUGUUUGUAAGCUUGGUGGAAACCAGUCAGCAUGCGCUUCAUUAGAAGAGUAUUCCAAGCAGUGCCUGAAGGUUGGCAUUUGUAUCAAUUGGAGGAACUCUUCACUUUGCCCAUACGAAUGCCCAGCUCCAUACCAAUACCAACCAUGUGCCCCAACUUGUCCAAAGACCUGCGAUAACUACGAAAACUAUCAACCUUCAAAUUGUGAUAGAAUUGAGGGCUGUAUGUGUCCAGAUAAUUACGUAUAUUACAACGGAACAUGCGUAGCACCUUCAAGGUGUCCAAAAUGCAUUGGCAAUGACGGCACAGCAUACGCCCCAGGUGACAAGUGGUAUCCUAAUGGCAACAAAUGCACUGAGUGUGAGUGCAGCACUAUGGCUCCUGGUGGCUCAUAUAGUGCACUUUGCAAAGCAUAUAGUUGCCGUUUUGAAAAUGUCACUUGUGCAGAUGGCCAGAAGAAGCACAGUGUAUUAGACAGUAAUGGUUGCUGCAUGACAGACAUCUGCCUACCCUGCGAAGUGAGCGACUGCAUAAACCCACCGCCCAUACCCACAUGUGACGUUGGCGAGGAGCUUGUCCUGCAAGAAGUAAAGGAAUGCUGCAAGAAAUACAAGUGUCAGUGCGUGCCAUCCUCGUGCCAAAAUGAAGUACCCGUGUGCAAAGCUGACUACAUCCUAAAAGUGAUUAAUCCAUCAGCUUGCUGCAAGAUCUACAACUGUGUAUGCCCUGAAGUUUGUUCCAACAGCUCACAGCCUCCAACAGAUAUCCCAUUCGGCUACAAGGUCAUCAACUUAAAUGAAGGUGGAUGCUGCCCUGUCUAUAGCAUCGUCUGCGACAAAGACAUAUGCAAGAGUGUACCUCCACCCGUGUGUAAUCCUCCUAAAAUUCUUAAUGUCACGGUUGGGUCUUGCUGCAACAAGACUGAGUGUGUUUGCCCUUCAUGCGACCAUGUGGUUGUUCCAGUGUGUGGACAAUACGAGGUGCUGCAGACCACUGCAGGGCCAUGCUGCAAUUCUUAUUCAUGCAUCUGCGAUUCCAGCAAGUGUCCAGUGUAUAAUAUAAGUUGCCAAUCAGUCAACCAGAUGGUGGUGGCUGGUUCGGUAGUGCCAUGCUGUGGGCCAAUUCCGGUAUGCCAAUGUAAACAUUCGUGCGCACCAUCGAAUUGUCCUGAAGGUUCUUUGUCCGUCGUCAAAGGGCAAGACGCCUGUAAUUGUUCAAUUUACGAGUGCCGUCAACGGCAAUGCCUUUUCGAUGGCCAGAUUUAUCCUGUUGACAGCACAUGGGGAGUGGAUGUAUGCACAGUAUGCUUCUGUGAAGAGGUUGAUCAAAACUUCAGAAUACGCUGUGAAGUGGAGAGCUGCGCACCAUGUGGUCUGGGACUUGCAAACUCACCUAUUGCUGGCACCUGCUGUGGAGAAUGUGUGGAGGUGAACUGCACCACUUAUGAUAACGGUGAUAUCAAGAUGUAUCAGCCUGGCGAGCAAUGGAAUCCGGAUUUCGAUUCGUGCACAACCUGCAUUUGCGUGGAGUCUUUGGGUCAAGUGUCUGAGGUCUGCAACACCAUCCGCUGCGAUCCUGUCCCCGACGACUGCAAGCCGGAGAACGUUGUUCAAGAUGGAUGCUGCCUGAAAUGUCUCACACACAACGAGCCAAACAUGACGUGUCAACCUGUUCUGGUAAACGGCAAGAGCACGCCAAUCAGCGCCGAAGGCUGCGUUAGCCACGAGUACGUGGACGUGAUGGAGUGCGCGGGUACCUGCUCGGCCACCACCCUCUACUCUGCCGAGACUGACACUUUCGACCGCCGCUGCGGUUGCUGCGCUCCCGCCCAGACAGAGAAGCGCUCGGUGCAGCUCUUCUGUCCCAAUGGCAGCCAAAAGACGCACAGUUACACUUACGUGCAGUCGUGCUCCUGCCAAUACAGUCAAUGCCCCGAGUGAAAACAGAAAGUGUGACCCGACCGAACGGACUAAACGGACCGACCACAGACCUGAUAUUAGUGUGUUGUCACACGUACAUAGUGUCAACGCUAAUAAAAUAUUAGAUGAAUUUUAAAUAGUAAAAUGACAGUUUUAAGUCCAUGUAGAUGUAUUGAUAUAAAACAGUUGCACGUCAUUACAAAUGUUGCUUUUAGUGUAAUUGUAUGUAGUGUUCCAAAUUACCAAAAAUAAAUGAUAUCCAGCAUUGUUGCAACAUAAUACUUGUCUCUUGAAUGUUUAUUGUCUACGUGUUCACUCUUAAUUACAUAGUAUAAACGACACACGAAAAGAUGAGAAAACAGUUUAAGACACGGCAGAGAAAACA